UUAACUGGCCCAUCUAAAAGGUCUAAGUUCUUUAUCACAGACAAUUUUAAGCCUCCUUAGCAAAAUUUAUUAUAAAUGAUAUCAUUUUAUGUUUGUUUACAUCUGAAGCAUUUAACAUGCUAAUAGAUAAGUGUCACCAAAAUGUUAGGUGAGCUACAGGCACUAAUAAUUGGUUGUUGCUACUUCUCCUUAGAUCCCCCCUUGAAAGAAGAAGACUCGACCUUGAAGAUCCUUCUAGCGGCAAUUAGUGGAGCAGUUCUGGCCGUGAUCCUCUUGAUCGUCAUCUGCUGGCAUGGCCCAGGAUGCAUCAGAUCAGCACAGGUUUCAGGAAAUGGACAGACAUUAUUGGUGAGUGCGAGCGAUGUCCAGGGCAGAGUGAAGAAGCUGUCAUGUGUCCUUCGACAGAACCUGCAAGUCGACGUCCACUACGACCAGGAACAACUACAGCACAUAACAGCAGGGACCGGACUGGCGAAAUGGUUUGAGGACAAGGCAAAGAAUUCUAACAUCCUAGUUGUUUGCUCCAAGUUAGGAAAAGAAAUAUCGGAAAAGAAACAAAGGGAAAAUUAUUUCUACCAGGCUCUGGAACAGAUUGGACAAAAUCCUGCAUUAUCCCGCCGUGUAUAUUUUGUAUGUUUUGAUGGACAUCAUGAGCAUAUAGAUGUCUUCUCAUCCAUUAACAAUCAUAAUGGGGUUAGGAUGAAGCCAGGUUGUUUCAGUCACUCUUCAAGGAAUGAUGGAGUGUAUGUUUUGCCUGAUGACUUUUCAAAUCUAGGACACAAGCUGAAGAAAGGUGGAAUGGAUAAAAAUUAUAAGUUAUCAGAGUCUUGGAAAGAUUUCUGUAAAGAAAUGGUAAAUCGUCAACCACCAAGAAUGAUCUUCAGAAGGAACCAUGCAACAUCCUCCAUAGCAGAAAGUGAUGCCGUAUCUCGCAUGACUACUGAAACACUUAUGCGGUAUCCACAGGCUCAGUCCGUGGGUUCCAUCUCUGAUCAAAAUGACGACGAGAGUGGGGAAGAUGAAGAGCCAUGUCAGCUUGCCUUAGCAAGCAGAUUCUUUCUUGAUCAAAAGAAUUGGAGACCUUCAACAAAUCUCUUGACUUUGAAAGAAACAGAUCUUGAUAAGAGUUGUGUAAGUUUAGAAGAGUUUUCAGAUAAACCUCAUGGUCAAAGCGAACUUGAAUACAAACACUCACCAGAUCUGCCAAGUACUUAUGCUCUAGACUCUAGAUUUGUUUCAAGUCCAAUGAACUCAGUUGAUCCAGUGUACACUGAAAAGAAAUAUAUACAAAAUGAGUUUCAUCCAUUGCAACCCCAGCAUGGGAUGGGAGAUGGACGACAAAGAAUAUUGAAUGUUGGUUAUUGCAAUGUUGAUCAGCCGAACCUUCAUCCUGACCAGUAUGGAAUCGGAAUAGGGAAAUGUGAUUACAGUUUGUCAGGUCAAGGUUAUAACCCUUACCUUCAUUAUGGCCAGCAGACAUUCAUUGACAGUGGACAUUAUGACAACAGCCGACUGUAUGACGAUAGUGGACAGUGCGAUUCUGUGGGUCACAGCUGUUCUGCAGGCUGUUUUGAUCCACGGGGUCAGAUGUUUCAGCAUCACAUGCACGAAGGACCAUCCACUUUUGACAAGCAGGGCCAUACAGGCAGGUAUGUUUCCCCUAACCAGCUUCUACAGCACCUUCCUACAGAGCUGCAAUCAGACUGGUCCAGUGUCCAUCCUGCCAUGUAUGGGACGCCAUUCAUCCCCUCACAGCACCCAUAUCUUUAUCAAGAAUAUGAUAAAUCUUUGUUUCAAGGUCAAAGUAUUCCUAAGAGAAAACAGUUUGUGAAUAAUCCACAAGUUCAAAGACAGUCUGCUCCUGGCCCUUGGGAUGGAGACUUGCAGGAAGGUGUUCCAUUGUUCAAUCCUUCCUCUGACGUCUGUGGUCCAGUGUUACCACACGUGGUGAUGGACAGACUAAGCUCAGGAAGUGAGUGGGAUGCACCCAACAUUGAUUUCUGUCCACCUGAUGUUUUUGGUGGAAGUGAUGAUAAAUCAUUAACUUUUUGCAUGGAAUCAGGACAGUUUGUCAUCGUACCACUGUACCAUGGUACGUUACCAGGCAACAGUCAAAACUGUGCACCUGACAGCAGUGAAGACUCUGCUCCUCAUGUUGAAGUGAAGUCGUCCAGUAACCCUGAACUAAAAGUUGACGGCGACCAAUCACAAGUUUCAGAUCAAGACAGGAAUUUACGCGAUCAGUCUCUGGAAGAACAGAAGAGGCAGAGCAGGUAG
Haliotis rubra (blacklip abalone) is the source of this 2277-nucleotide messenger RNA. RefSeq lists its product as uncharacterized. The transcript has 2 exons. NCBI's taxonomy places the organism in Eukaryota, Metazoa, Mollusca, Gastropoda, Lepetellida, Haliotidae. The record is from RefSeq and is a predicted model, not a curated record. Bases 142 to 2277 code for a protein of 711 amino acids.